GCCCUGGCCCUCUACGCCCUCGGCGUGCUGGUGGGGCUGCUGGCCUGUGGUCUGGCUUUCGUCAUGCAGAAGUACAAGUGCGCGAACAAACACCAGAACCCAGGCCUGACCCGCAUACUGAACACCAUGCUCAACGCCACCGGCAUGUGCUCGGCGUGGUGCGUGCUCUGGGCCACCAAGUGGACGUUCCAGUGGUGGUGCGUGGAGAACAGAGUGAAGACCCACGCGAUUCUCGAGAAGGUGAUCAUCGCCUUCGUCCUCACCGCCUUCGCUUCGGUCAUGGUCUUCAUAGUGGACAAGGUGGACGACCACUUGGAGGCCCAGGAGCCCGAGAAAGCCAGGCUGGUCGACAGCACGGACGCGGACGGCGAGGCGAACGCCCGCCUCGUGCCCAAGGGCGACGAGACCGGGGCCAAUGACCAGCAGGAGUCGGCCAAAGAGAUCGUCAGGAUCAUAAUUAACUCCCUUGGCAUCCUGGUCGGCUUCUCCUGGGAGCAUUGCUUUGACGGCGGCGUCGAGUCCGUCUCCGAGAAGUCGUCGCACAGUAACAGCAUACGGCUGAUCGUGCAGCUCUGCAUGGGCAUCAUGGUCUGUUUGCUCGUGCUGCCGGCGUGGCGGAGG
Prorocentrum cordatum is the source of this 621-nucleotide messenger RNA. NCBI's taxonomy places the organism in Eukaryota, Dinophyceae, Prorocentrales, Prorocentraceae. The record is from the annotation of a GenBank genome assembly.